GGCGGCCCCGGGAGCUGCCGAUCGGCGCCGGGACAAAGGCGCGGCCGCCCGGCGCCCCGAGCCUCCCGAGCCGGGGCGCACAGCCGGGGCGCAGCCCGCGCCCCCCGCCGCGACUGACAUGAUGUUUCCACAAAGCAGGCAUUCGGGCUCGUCUCACCUACCCCAGCAACUCAAAUUCACCACCUCGGACUCCUGCGACCGCAUCAAAGACGAGUUUCAGCUGCUGCAGGCUCAGUACCACAGCCUCAAGCUGGAAUGUGACAAGCUGGCCAGCGAGAAGUCAGAGAUGCAACGUCAUUAUGUGAUGUACUAUGAGAUGUCCUAUGGCUUGAACAUUGAGAUGCACAAGCAGGCUGAAAUCGUCAAGAGGCUGAAUGGGAUUUGUGCCCAGGUCCUACCCUACCUUUCCCAAGAGCACCAGCAGCAGGUCUUGGGAGCCAUCGAGAGAGCUAAGCAGGUCACCGCUCCUGAGCUGAACUCCAUCAUCCGGCCUGAGUGGGCGAAUGCCCGCUCAUUCCACACAGGAGGCCAGCUGAGGCCUGGAGGCACAAAUGGGAGGCCAGGUCAGAAGACAGCAAAGCCUCAAGAAGCCCAACACCCCUGCACAGCCCCAUUCCGCGAACGUGCACCUGACCGCAGGGCCGCCAGGCCCCUCAGGGCACACGCCCCCCAGCCUCCCACCCUGGCACUGCAUGCAAACACCACCGCUAGCUGCCCCUUCCCGCACCCCACGCCCCUCCCCACUCACUCACCUCCUCCGCUAGUUCCAGAGCCCACGCCCACCUGUCCUCUCCCAGAGAGGGGGCGGAGACAGUGAGCCUAGCCAGGAGCAGGGGUGGGGGUGGCGGGCGGGCGUCCCAGAAUUCCCUUUCUCCCCUCCCCGAAUAAAGAUGAGGGUACUCAAGUUGUCUUGGUUUUUAUUUUAUUUUUUUUCCCCUUUUUCCAGUAUACUAGCUUGUCUUUUAAGAAAAGGGAUAUUAAAAAAAAGAAAAAAAGACAGAAAAAUGUUUAAAAAAAAAAACAAGCAACACCCACACCUGUGUCUGUAUAUAGCCUCUUAGACUGUCAGCUUUUGUUGUGUUCAGUCGUUUGAUCGCUGCGGAGAGAAGGGAGAAUGCUGUAUCGAGGGUGGGCUUAGCUGUGCCUUUCAAAUAAAGAUGUGAGAAGGUUG
Molecule: messenger RNA, 1171 nt
Organism: Enhydra lutris kenyoni (northern sea otter)
Lineage: Eukaryota; Metazoa; Chordata; Mammalia; Carnivora; Mustelidae
Gene: TLE5
Product: amino-terminal enhancer of split
Exons: 7
Coding region: 119-817 (232 amino acids)
Biological process (GO): regulation of DNA-templated transcription; negative regulation of canonical Wnt signaling pathway
Cellular component (GO): nucleus; transcription regulator complex
Molecular function (GO): protein binding; transcription corepressor activity
Source: RefSeq, a predicted model, not a curated record